Molecule: messenger RNA, 2439 nt
Organism: Rhopilema esculentum
Lineage: Eukaryota; Metazoa; Cnidaria; Scyphozoa; Rhizostomeae; Rhizostomatidae
Product: solute carrier family 25 member 36-A
Biological process (GO): pyrimidine nucleotide import into mitochondrion
Cellular component (GO): mitochondrion
Molecular function (GO): pyrimidine nucleotide transmembrane transporter activity
Source: RefSeq, a predicted model, not a curated record
UUUGAAUGUAUUCACCUUUGACUUAAUGGAUUUCGGCCAAAGAAUUUGAUUUAAAACUACCAAACGCUGUAACAUUCUGUUGGACUGUCACUUAAGUUAAACGGCAGCGACGAAGAAGUUUGAUGAAUUGUAGAAACUCCGUCUCUGUCCACCUGUUUGCAGGAGGAGCUGGAGGAACUGUUGCUGCAGUUGUAACAUGUCCACUAGAAGUUGUGAAAACUAGGCUUCAGGCAUCCUCACAAGUUUUUCAACCAGUCAGGGUUGCUUCAACUCUUAUGAGUGCAAAUGUAGCAACUUUGCAUUCAUCCUAUCAUGCUCCUGUUAUAACGUCAAGGCCAUCUGGUAUUUUAGCAUGCCUAAGGCACAUGAUUCACACAGAGGGUAUUCGUUCCCUGUACAAAGGCCUUGGCCCAAACCUGAUUGGUGUUGCACCUGCAAGGGCAGUAUAUUUUGCAGUGUAUGCAAAAACAAAAAAGGCAUUAUCCAAAGGAUACCUUGGGCCUGACAGCAAAUUUACGCACAUUUUCUCUGGAGCUGCUGCAGGUUUUGUGACUCACACUUUUACUGCCCCCAUAUGGUUUGUUAAAACAAGGCUCCAGCUUGAUGCAAAAAAUGAAAAGAUGAAUAUGUGGCGAUGCAUUUCUAAUGUUUACAAGCAAUACGGCUUAAGAGGAUUUUAUCGUGGUCUUUCUGCGUCUUACUUCGGGAUUUCAGAGACAGUAAUCCAUUUUGUGAUAUACGAGCAUGUGAAGAAAAAGCUGCGCAUCUACCAUCAUCAUGCAGGACUAGAAGGAAAUAAACUUGUUAGUCAGAAUAUAUUUACGGACUUUAUGAUUGCAGCAGGCUUUUCCAAGACUAUCGCUUCCAUUCUCGCAUAUCCACACGAAGUUGUUCGGACUCGGCUUAGACAGGAAGAGGUUAAUGGUCAAAGAAAGUACAAAUCGUUUUUCCAGACACUGUUUCUAAUAUUUCGCGAAGAGGGUCGCAAGGGCCUUUACGCUGGCCUAGGGACACAGUUAGUGAGACAGGUACCAAACAGUUCAAUAAUGUUCAUGACGUACGAAACAAUGAUUAGUCUUCUGUGUACUGAUGAUGAUGAAAAUGGCCUUUAACGCAAUGCUGGUUCGCCAAAGGUGCAUUUUACCUGCCAUGUCGUAGUGUUUAUAGGAAUACAACAUCAAUUAUGAUACUUUAUAUUAUGAAAAUUGAUAAGUAUAUUUUUAUCCAUUGUGUUAAAUUGAAAUUCACCACACUGAGUUGGUAGUGGAACUGUUUUUGUAUGCCAGAUUCUCACCCUGCCAUGGCAUCGUUACAAAGUAUCCCCUGUUGUCCUUAGGUUAUUUUACAGGUGACCCCGUAACAACCCUCCUUUCUUCGAAACCUUUUAGAUUUUGAAGUUUAGAUACGUUUCCCUGUUGGAAUUAAGCAAGCAAAACACAUGAAUAUCUUCAUAUAGAAAUAAAUUAAAAUGCCAACGAUAUAAGGGAAUGUACCACAAUCUUCUCCCGUUUAAACUUUUGGUGCUUUCUUUUGCUCUUUUCCCUUAUUAAUACCCCUUAUUACUUUCCAAAACCUUGUCACUGCCGGUAAUAUUUUCAUUUGCUCGCGGUAAUGAUCUAAGACAUGGUCAUGUAGUUUUCAAUUAGGUCUUUUUGUUGGACUAGCUUAAGAGAAUUGUCACUGCUCAUUAAUGUUCAGUUGUUGUGUAGAUCUUAAUUUCUUCCUUCUUCGAUUGUAUUUGUGUAGAUCUUAAAGUAUUUGAAUCAGGUUUCAAAUCUAUGCAAUACACCGCCCACCUGAAAAUUAAAGAUGUGCAACAGUUUUUUAAUUUCAUAUGUAAAGUUAUUUCACUUCAGUAUUUGUAACACUAGACAAAAUAUGACUCCUUGGUAGUCAAAGUAAAAAGAGUCCUUGGUAGGGUUUUUAAUCUAAACUUGGCUCAAACUAUUUCAAUACUUACAGUAGCUUUUUUAGCUGUCCUUCAAUUUAAAAAUGCUACUGUUUCACGUGAUAAAUUUUUGCAAGUAAACCCCUAAUAGCCAAAAAUUCUUGUUGGAGAAACUUCAUAUUUGAAUGUUCCACUGGUGCUGCCUUCACUAGUGAAAACUUGACCAGGAAAUGGAUUGGUUUGAGGGACCUGGUCAGUAGAGAGAGGAUGUUAAUAGCAGGCUCCGAUUUUCGACGUUUUCAACUCGUUUUCUGUGUUGUAUUCGUUAUUUUGCGCUUAAUACAACUUCAGUAAGAACAUGGAAUAUGUUGCGUCUAAGUUUAGUUCUGUAACUAACAACUCACGGCUGUCCGAACUGAUGUUAUCGUAGUAAAACGCAUUUUUUGUAGCUCGUACGUGUUUGUGCCCGAAAUGGGGUGUUUGAUUGUUGUAUGAUUGCUGCUCAACCACUGUGAAUGUAUGGUAAUAAGAUUCCAAAUCGACCACAAGAA